Molecule: messenger RNA, 249 nt
Organism: Heterostelium album PN500
Lineage: Eukaryota; Evosea; Eumycetozoa; Acytosteliales; Acytosteliaceae
Product: LYR motif-containing protein 9
Exons: 3
Coding region: 1-249 (82 amino acids)
Source: RefSeq, a predicted model, not a curated record
AUGAGUGUUGUUAAUCCGAAAUCAAUAGCAUUGUAUAGAACUAUUGUUAGAGCAAUUAAUACGAAGCUACCUAAGCAAGCACAAAACUAUUAUUGGGCAUUUACAAGAGAGCACUUUGCAGGUCACAAAGGUGAAACCGAUCCCAGAGAUAUAGAUCUACUUAUUGAAAAAGGUUACAAUAAUCUUGAUUGGAUCAUAAAGAAGUAUAAUGCAACUGAAGAUGCAGAACCCUAUCAAAAGAAGAAAUAA